CUUUCGGCCAUAUUGCUUUUAAAAAUGGUAAACAUACCGAAGCAGCGUAAAACCUUCUGUAAGGGACAGAAGUGCAAGAAGCAUUCUCUCCACAGAGUGUCCCAGUACAAGACUGGCAAGGCCUCGCUUGUAUCACAAGGAAAGAGGCGUUACGACAGAAAACAGAAAGGAUAUGGAGGUCAAACAAAACCUAUAUUCAGGAAGAAGGCCAAAACAACAAGGAAAAUUGUGUUGAAAAUGGAAUGCACAGAAUGCAAAUAUAGGAAACAGCUCCCCAUCAAGAGAACUAAACAUUUUGAAUUGGGAGGAGACAAGAAAAAGAAGGGCCAAAUGAUCCAGUUCUAGAGUUGGAGACAAUUGGACUAACUAUUGGACUAUUCCUAUUCUGUGUAUACACAUCUGUAAAAUAAAGGAGAGUGAAAUGAGA
Molecule: messenger RNA, 427 nt
Organism: Owenia fusiformis
Lineage: Eukaryota; Metazoa; Annelida; Polychaeta; Sabellida; Oweniidae
Source: the annotation of a GenBank genome assembly